AUGGGCGCCCGCAACAGCCUCACCGCAGAGGAGAUCAAGUGGCGUAACGAACAGUAUCAAACUCCCGCCAUACGGAACCUCAUCACCAUGAACGGGAAGUCGAAGGUGUUCAGGCAUCUUUACCCGUCGUCUCCAGCAGAGGAGAAGGCAUGGAAACACAAGGUAACCUCUGACCGUAUAGGUGUUCUCGUGGCCGCUGCAAGGGUUAUGAUCAACAACUAUCGCAAGGAGAACGUCGGGGUCCCCCCCAAGGGGACGGACCCUGAGGUGUUCUAUGCCCGACGAGAAUUCCUAUUCCACUCCGAUGUGAAGAUCGCUCGCCACAGGCGUCGUUUCAAGGUUGACCCCAUCGCCACUCCGAACCUCGACCCUAAGCAGCCUCGCAAGAGGACCGCCUACCAAAUGUGGCAGGCCUCGGAGGAACGCGCGCGAGAUUGCCCCUUUGUGAAGGACAUCUCGGGCCGAGUGCUGAUAGGCAUUGACACAGCCGCGUCGAGAGAGGCCUUUGAAAAGCUCGACCCAUCUAUCCGUGCCUACUUCGCCGCUCUCGCAGAUGAAUACAACGACAACCGCAAGACCCUUCAAAUGACGCACAAGCAGCGGCUUACUUUUGCUCCGGUGGUCACGAACUACAUGCGCAGAUGCCUCGAGCAACUGUACGAGAUCUCGGGCAUACAAGGCAUGUUCAUUGCGGCCGGAGUGAACAAUGAGGGCGAGAUCGUGGUUCACGAGGUCGAGCAGGGGAAGGACGCCGAGAAUCGCUCCAUGGUGGACUUUCUGCACGCAGCCUAUAAGUCCAAGGUGAAGAAGAUAAAAAGGCUCACCACCAAGGUAGAAGUGCUCGCUGCCUUGCUUGCCAAGGCUCAGAAGGCAGGCUUCAAGGCCAACCUCCCAGCCGACGACGACGACGACGGCGACGACGACGACGAGUUCGCCGAGCACCAGGACGUUCCGGGUGUCCUAUGGCAAUGGGCGGAUGCUAUGGUAGAGGAGGAAAAACGAUGGCGCACGGACACGGAGGACGACGACGAGGUCAUCGACCGCGACUGCGACGACGACGACGACGACGAUGACGACGAUGACGACAACGACCGACGACGACAACGACAACGACGACGAGUUGCCACCAAUAGAGACCUGUGGCAAGACCUACGGGAAGCCUGCCUACCUCAGUGGGGUCACCAAGGCCUCGGACGGGCUAACAAAGUAUAUGCAGAGGGCGCCAAGAAGAAGGCCUCGAUCAAGGCGGGGAAACCUUCGAAGGCCACCAUUGCCCAACCCGGAGACGGGAAUGCACCGAAGCGCUCAAAAGAGAAGCGUGAUGCGGGUACAACCAAGUCGGCACCUCGCACGAAGAAACCUCGCACACCCGUCGACGACGACGAGCCACAGCCCUCUCCCAAGCGCGGCGCGGGUGCAUCCAAGUCAGCACCACGCACGAAGAAAGCUCGAGAGCCCAUGCUCUCAAGCUCGGACGACGAAGACUUCCAACAACCCGCUCCCAAGCGCGGCGCGGGAUCCAAGUAUGCACCUGCAAACAAGAAGGGUCACCCUCGCGUGCCUGUCCUCUCGAGCGACGACCAAGAGGAAACCGCGCCGCUCCCCCCGCUCCCCCGUACAAACGCUCGUGCCAAGGCCUCCGGGGCGAGCACCGGCACCCAGGCUGAAUCGGUGGAGAACGCCGCGGCCGCUGCCCCGACUCUGACUCCAGUCGCAGAAGCUCCACUUCCGCCGCUCCCCCGUACAAAUGCUCGUUCCAAGGCCUCUGGGGCAAACACCGGCACCCAGGCUGAAUCGGCGGAGAACGCCGUGGCCUCUGCCCCGAAAGCUCCACUGCCGCCGCUCCCCCGUACAAAAACUCGUCAAAAUACCACUGGCAAGGACGGUGCAUUGGAAUACAAAGCCUCUUCGGCAGAGAACGCACCCCCUGCGCCUAAGCCUCGUCCUCGUAAGAAGCCAGGUCAAACCACUCCUUCCCAAGAACUCCCCAACAAAGGAGAAGGUGCAACCACGCCUGAUGAGACGGAGCCUGACCCAGAGAACUCUGGAAACGGCAAAGGGAGCGCCAAGAAACCCGCGGCUGAGACGAAGAGGGUGCUCCCGGCCCGAAAGACCCGAGGCCAGUUGCCGGCACGCUAUGACGAAGAAACUGGAGGCGCGGCGACCAUGGACGACAGUCAAGAGGCAGAGCGUGCCGCUAGAGACAAGAUGUUCAUGCAAGCACGUGCAGGGCGAUUGGAGACCGACACGUCCGAGGCCGGCCCGUCGAAGAAGAGGUCUCGUAACGAGCGCGACUCCGAAUACGAGGAGACGGCGGCGACUGGAAAGGACGGAAGGGGUGGGAAGAAAUCUCAGAAGAAGGGAAGGAAGGGUUUAAUGCCUAUGUUGGCGUGGGCAAAGGCAGACACCGGUCCUGCAAGGCGCUACGUAGACGUGCGUCAAGAUACCGUGCGACUCUCCGACAUACUCCUCCUCAAAGAGUUCAUGGGGGAACACGAAGACAAUAUAUACGCGUGGCAACGUGGCCUCUGGGAACUCAAAAGCUACGACAGCGACACCAUUGAGAUCACCGCCAACAUGCCGGCUCUGCUGUUCCGUGGGUCGAAGAUUGGUUUCUGUGUCGGUUUGGCGGAGGAGCUGAGGGAAUGGGACCGCGCCCUGAACGGGGGAACUCUGCCUCCUUUCAACGCUACAAUUUGUUUUGGGGAGCGUGGGAUGGGAUUUGGCACGGUGGUAAUGGCUUGGAUUGAGGCAGACGAAAGGGCGUCGCCGUACAUGUGCUGGGUUGGAAACAUGGAGGGCGCUACCUACCAUAGUCUGCUGCAAAAGACCAAAGCCCUCGUCGAAGGCAAGAUCGAUACCACUGAAGUAUUUGACUCGGUGGAGGGUGAGCCUCACCCGCCUUUGCGUCUCUGGCAUUACCGCACCUCCCAAUGGGCCCCACGACGCCCAUCUGAAAAAGCGCCAUCUGGCACACUCGUUCUGUUACGCAACGUUCACAACCGUUGGCCGUUUAACGCGAGCGAUAUCAUGUUGCAGUGGGAGAAGGCGGGAAAAGAAGGCCAUCCGUGGCACUCAAAGACUCGCCUGAACUUCGCCAAACUCGAGACGCCCCUGGUUCACAUUAAGACCGAGAAACCCGCGGAUGCGGACGCAGCUGACGAGGAUGACGGCGAUGCCGCUGAUAUAGCCUACAUGACCGACGAGGACACCUCGAAGGUGACGACGAGGACCGACGCUGAGAUCGUGGCCAGCAUUCCGCCCAGGAAACUACGCGCACUUCUCCAAAGCGUAGUGGACUACGCGAACAGCGUGACAAGUAAGGCAAGGUCAAGGCGGCCUAGUGCCAGGGCAAGGGGUCUAGAUCCAUUGAGGACAAUCAAUGUUGCCCGAGACGACGCACAGGCAGGGGGUCCGGGCUACGACGCUCAGGCAUGCGCCCCAGACCCCGGGACUCCGUUCGGCCGUCGGACCUAG
Epithele typhae is the source of this 3477-nucleotide messenger RNA. RefSeq lists its product as uncharacterized. Lineage: Eukaryota; Fungi; Basidiomycota; Agaricomycetes; Polyporales; Epitheliaceae. The transcript has 22 exons. The record is from RefSeq and is a predicted model, not a curated record. Bases 1 to 3477 code for a protein of 1158 amino acids.